Rhipicephalus microplus (southern cattle tick) is the source of this 2516-nucleotide messenger RNA. RefSeq names its product ESF1 homolog. Gene Ontology annotation, molecular function: RNA binding. The record is from RefSeq and is a predicted model, not a curated record. Gene Ontology annotation, biological process: rRNA processing. Lineage: Eukaryota; Metazoa; Arthropoda; Arachnida; Ixodida; Ixodidae. Gene Ontology annotation, cellular component: nucleus.
CGAGAACACGCUGUCAAGAUGGCCGCCUCCACAAUACGUGCCACGGACGAUGCUGCUACUCAUAGCGCAGUUAGUACACUGCCCUUUGCAGUCGUUUCUACGCGCUAAUCGGAGACCGGGUUUAUUUGACUGUGUGCUCGUUUUGGCGCCGCGUCUAUCCGCAGACUACUGAACGACUUCUACGCCUUUACUGCGCGAAGAUCGCCGUCGAAUCGGUACGUCAACUCGCUUUCGGUUUCUCCUGAGGUCCCACGUGCGUUGUUGGCAGGCUGCGUCGGUGUAAACAUGAAGCAGAAGAAAGGACUUCGCAAGAUCGAAGAUGACCGCUUCAAGCACAUCGCUACGGAUCCGCGGUUUCGCGGAGUGCCGCGGUCCCAGCGUAAGGUCAAAAUCGACAACCGCUUCGCUGCCAUGUUCGACGACAAGCGCUUCAAACUCAAGUACGUCAUGGACAAACGUGGUCGGCCCAUUCACAGCACGACGUCGGAGGACCUGAAGAAGUUCUACGCCGUCGAGUCGUCGUCCGAGUCCGGAAACGACGACGACGAUCGCGACGAGCGCCCCCAAGACGACAGUGUCGAAUCGAAACGCGUCGAAUUGAAGGCUUCCGUGCAAGAGGACGAAGAAGCGAACGAGGACGAAGACUCGGAGGCCGUAGGCGAUAGCGAAGACGAAGAGGACGAAGAUGAAUCGGAUGCAAGUUCGGACGAGCCUGAAGAGCCCGAGAGGGACCCGGCUCGUGGCAUCGGAAACGUCGAGACAAGCUCUGAAGAAGAUGAAAGCAGCGAAGAAGAGUUGGAAGACGACGACGGAGAAGUGGCCUGGGGCGAGCUGGACCGCGACGCCCCUAAGUCGGACGACGUCAGCCGCCGACUGGCGCUGUGCAACCUCGACUGGGACAAGCUACGCGCCCAGGACCUUUUCGUGUUGCUCGACUCGUUCAAGCCUCCAGGCGGUGUCGUGCAGCGAGUCAGCGUCUAUCCAUCCGAGUUCGGCAAAGAGCGCAUGGCUGUCGAACGGGAGAGUGGCCCUGCUGAGCUGGUUGAGGCAGCUCGCGGUGACAAGAAAGCGUCAAAGAAGGGUGGCGGAGACGAUGAGGAAGUCGACGCCAAAACUCGAAGGGAAGCGCUGCGCCAGUACCAGCUGAACCGGCUGCGCUACUACUACGCCAUUGCCGAGUGCGACUCGGCCGAAACGGCAGACCACCUCUACCGGGAGCUGGAUGGCCGCGAGUAUGAGAGCAGUGGGACCUGCCUGGACCUGCGGUUUGUCCCCGACGACAUGACGUUUGACGAGGAACCGACCAGCGUCGCCGACAGCGUUCCCGAUCCCCAGAGCUACAAGCCACUGAACUUCGUCACCCCGGCACUCCAGUCGGUCAACGUGCAGUUGACCUGGGACGAGGACGACCCCCGUCGAACGGAGGCCAUGCAACGGGCCUUCAAAGAGGAUGGGGCCCACGACGACCUCACCGUGUACUUGGCUUCAUCAUCCGGGGAAAGUGAAGAGGAGGUAGAUCAGGCACAAGGUAAGGAUACAAAGGAAGCUCAAAUCCAGAAGUACCGCGACCUGUUGAAGAGCCUCGAUGAUGGAGAGAAGAAGACGGAUGAAAAAGACGACGUCGAAAUGGAGGUCACGUGGAACCCCGGUCUGACCAAGCAGGUUGGCGAGCUCGUCAAGAAGAAGCAGGAACAGCCCGAGGGCAAGACGCCCUUCCAGGAGUUCUUGGAGAAACGCAAGGAGAAGCGCAAACUGAAGCGAAGUCUCGGCAAGAAGGGGGCUGAGGCGGAAGAAUCUGGCGAAGAGAAGAGUGAACGAGGCGAAGACCAAGGCAGCCAGUCGGAGCAGGCGUUUUCAGACGACGAGCUUCCCUCUGAUGUUGACCUGGGUGACGAUUUCUUCAAGAUGGAUGCGCCCUCAAAACCUUCGAAGGAGAGCAACAAAAGCAAAAGGAGGAAGCGAUCCAAUGUGGAAGACAAGGCAGAGGACGAAGAGACGACGAAAGGCAAGGCGGAGCUAGAGCUGCUGCUCAUGGAUGAAGAGGACGACGGAAGGCACCACUUCAGCCUCAAAAAGCUGCUGGAAGAGAACCAGCAAAGCCGCAACAAGAAGCGCAAGAGGAAGGCCGAGAACAAGAAGGCCCAGAAGGAAGGAAAGACCGCUGCCGACGACUUCCAGAUGGACCUGGCCGACCCGCGGUUUUCCGCGCUGUACGACUCUCACCAUUACAACGUCGACCCGACCGACCCGCACUUCAAGAAAACCAAAGGCAUGGAGGCACUGCUUGCGGAGAAGCAGAGGAGAAAGCUCGCCGCUCCAGAAGGCGCAGCCUCCACAGUCACUGCCAAACAGCCGCAACCACAUUCGGAGCCGCAGCCAUCUGCCGAGCCGGCUGCAGAGCCGAAGCAGAACCGGCAAUCCCUCUCGUCACUGGCCAGUUCGGUCAAGCUUAAAGUACAGCAGAUGAAGAGCAGAAGUAAAAAGCUGCCGGGCUGACCACAAGUUUUGAAAGCUUC